This is a messenger RNA of Blumeria graminis f. sp. triticale, 2121 nucleotides long. The record is from the annotation of a GenBank genome assembly. Lineage: Eukaryota; Fungi; Ascomycota; Leotiomycetes; Helotiales; Erysiphaceae.
AUGAACGGCCUUAGAGAGAAGUUUGCUCAAUGCAAAUUUGAAAAAAGACCUGCUUUUAUUUCCUAUGUCACCGCAGGAUUCCCAAAGCCAUCGGACACUGUUGAUAUCCUUUUAGCCCUUGAGGCAGGCGGCUCAGACAUAAUCGAACUAGGCCUUGUGUUCAGAGACCCUUACGCAGAUGGCCCAACAAUACAAAAAGCUAAUACCAUUGCUAUUCAAAAUGGGGUAACUCUAACUUCUAGUCUUGAACUGAUACGAACUGCCAGAUCUAAGGGAUUAAAAAUACCAGUAAUUUUCAUGGGAUAUUGGAACGUACUUCUCAGUUACAUGGACAAGUUCGGAGGUGAAAAGCUAAUGACUGACUGUCGUGAGGCUGGAAUCAACGGUUUUAUCAUCGUCGACCUGCCUCCAGAAGAAGCUGUGAGCUUUCGUAACUUUGCCACACAAGGAGGAUUAUCUUACGUUCCCUUGAUUGCGCCAUCAACUACACCUGACCGUAUAGAAUUUCUCUGUAAACUUGCAGACUCUUUUGUAUAUGUCGUCUCACGUAUGGGUGUUACUGGCGCAAAUGGUAAUCUGAAUCCUGAGCUCCCCAAGUUUCUCGAACAGGUAAAGAAAGCGUCUGGCGGUGUUCCAACUGCUGUUGGCUUCGGUGUCAGCACCAGAGAACAUUUUAAGUUUGUUGCAGAAGUUGCCGAUGGGGUAGUCAUUGGUAGUCAGAUCAUUAACAUUCUUCUCAAAUCGUUAGUAGGGGAGGGUCCCAAAAAUGUUCAGGAAUACUGUGCAGAAGUCUGUGACUUGCACUCAAGGACGAAAUCAACAUUCAACCAAUACGAGCCACCAGCUGGUAAUGCUUCUAGUCCAGACAGUAUUAUAAAACAGAUCGAGAAUUUAAAUACUGAAGACCCGCUUAUCCAAGCCUCGCGAUUUGGCGAGUUUGGUGGUCAGUAUGUACCUGAAAUCCUGAUAAGAUGCCUUUCAGAACUAGAAACGGGAUUCAAUCUCAUCAAGGACGACAAAAAGUUUUGGGACGAAUACAAAUCAUAUUACCCAUGGAUGGGAAGACCUGGUCAAUUGCACAAAGCUGAAGGGCUCACUGAAUACGCAGGUGGCGCCAACAUCUGGUUGAAAAGAGAAGACUUGAACCAUACAGGAAGUCAUAAGAUUAACAAUGCACUUGGUCAGAUCUUGCUAGCUCGAAGUUUAGGAAAGUCCGAGAUCAUCGCCGAAACAGGAGCUGGACAGCAUGGAGUAGCUACGGCCACAGUUUGUGCGAAAUUCGGUAUGAAAUGUACUAUAUACAUGGGAGCAGAAGAUGUCCGACGCCAAGCUCUUAAUGUCUUCCGCAUCAAGCUCCUGGGUGCCGAGGUUGUUGCGGUAGAGAGUGGUUCUCGUACGCUGCGUGAUGCUGUCAAUGAAGCUAUGCGCGCAUGGGUAGAAAAAUUAGACACCACGCACUAUAUUAUUGGAUCUGCCAUUGGACCGCAUCCCUUUCCAACAAUUGUGCGCACAUUUCAAUCUGUUAUAGGUAAAGAAACCAAGGAGCAAAUGCUCGAGAAGUGUGGAAAACUACCAGACGCUGUUGUCGCUUGUGUCGGAGGUGGAAGCAAUGCUUCUGGAAUGUUUCAUCCAUUUUCCAAAGACUUGAGCGUUAAAUUGCUUGGUGUGGAGGCUGGUGGUGAUGGAAUUGACACACCCAAGCACUCAGCGACCCUUACCGGCGGAACUAAAGGGGUCUUCCAUGGUGUUCGAACUUAUGUUCUUCAAGAUGUUCAUGGUCAGAUAUCUGAUACCCAUUCUGUCUCAGCUGGACUCGACUAUCCCGGAGUAGGGCCUGAACUUGCAUUUUGGAAAGAUAGCGGUCGAGCGGAAUUUAUUGCAGCUACUGAUGCAGAAGCGUUCAUUGGUCUCAGACUUCUUACCGAGAAAGAGGGAAUAAUACCUGCACUCGAAACAAGUCAUGCAAUUUUUGGCGCAAUUGAGUUGGCCAAAAAAAUGGAUAAAGACAAAAAUAUUGUGAUAUGUAUCAGUGGACGUGGGGACAAGGACGUUCAAAGUAUAGCAGACGAGCUGCCUACCAUUGGACCGCUAAUAGGCUGGGACUUGAGGUUUCAAAAGUAG